Megalobrama amblycephala (Wuchang bream) is the source of this 2141-nucleotide messenger RNA. RefSeq names its product prostaglandin E synthase 2-like (gene ptgesl). Bases 63 to 1199 code for a protein of 378 amino acids. The record is from RefSeq and is a predicted model, not a curated record. Gene Ontology annotation, cellular component: mitochondrion. The transcript has 7 exons. NCBI's taxonomy places the organism in Eukaryota, Metazoa, Chordata, Actinopteri, Cypriniformes, Xenocyprididae. Gene Ontology annotation, molecular function: prostaglandin-E synthase activity.
UUUCCUAUAAUGUUCAGCUGUCAUUGCGCUUGCCGUAGAUUUGUGGGAGUUUAUGUAAAACCAUGAUGGCGGCGGCCUGUGCGAGAACACUUAGUAAGGUCGGUCGGUUAGUUUUAGACACGCCGAAAUGCCGUGUAUCAAACACCGUAGCAUUAGUGCCGAGAAUGACCAUGAGAUGCCAAGGAAGAGCUUACGGUACCGGCGGUGCGGGGUUUAGAUCCAGACUUUUGCUCGCUGCGCCGGUGCGUGGCAGUGGAAGAGUCCUGGGAUGCGCCUUCUUGCUCGGUGGUGGUUUCGGCUUGUACCAAACCAUCAAACUCACGCUUCAGCGUCACCUUGCAGAGGAAAAAGCAAAUGCACCUGAGCUGGGGACAGAUCUUAAGUUGACUCUGUAUCAGUAUAAGACCUGUCCGUUUUGCAGCAAGGUGCGAGCCUUCCUGGAUUAUCAUGGUCUGCCAUAUGAAAUUGUGGAGGUCAAUCCCGUUAUGCGACAGGAGAUCAAGUGGUCCACUUACAGAAAAGUUCCCAUCCUGAUGGUGAACGAGACGGUGCAACUCAAUGACUCCUCUGUAAUUAUUAGUGCAUUGAAGACAUACCUGGUCAGCAAGGAGAAAACAAUAUCUGAGAUUCUCACUUUUUAUCCUGAGAUGAAGGCAAAGAAUGACAGGGGGAAAGACGUGAUAGAGUUUGGCAAUAAGUACUGGGUAAUGGUGCGUGACGCGGAUGCUGAUCAUCUAUAUCCUGAAAAAGAGACCAGAAAAGAGGAGAUUAAAUGGCGGCAGUGGGCAGACGAUUGGCUGGUGCACCUAAUUUCCCCAAACGUUUACCGCACGCCGACCGAAGCCCUCGCUUCCUUUGACUACAUUGUACGAGAAGGCAAAUUUGGCACCUUUGAGGGCUUCUUUGCUAAGUAUUUCGGAGCUGCUGCCAUGUGGAUCAUUUCAAAGAGAUUGAAAAAUAAACACCAUCUGCAAGAUGAUGUGAGGAAAGAUCUCUACAAGGCCGUCAAUGAUUGGGUGGCAGCCAUUGGAAAAAAUAAGAAAUUCAUGGGAGGUGAUCAGCCCAACCUUGCAGAUCUGGCCGUGUUUGGUGUUCUGAGGGUUAUGGAAGGCCUUCAGUCAUUUGAUGAUAUGAUGGAACAUACCAAGGUGAAGAACUGGUACCGGCGUAUGCAGAAGGUCACACAACAUGCGUCAUAAAAUCAAAGCAUCUGUCAUCACUACAACAACUUGAAGCACUUGAUACCUGCACAACUUAAAAAAAAAACAAGCUUGAUGCCAUCUGUUGGUACCGUAAUGGUUAUGCAAAUCUUAAAAGACUAUUUUUUUCAAGUAAUUAAACUGGCUUCCAUUCUUCCUUUGCUUGGACUAUAACCACCAAGCUAAUAAUUUAUUUCAUUUGAAGAGAUCAACAAAAACAUGCCCAAAAUAGCAUAAAAUGCUUUUCCUGUUGUUGUUUUCUCUCCCUCUCUCUCCAUGGUUUGCUUUACUACUUGACUGAUUUUUUGUAUUCCUUUUACUUUGGAAAGCAAAGUGCAACAUGAGCCAAAAGUUGUUUAAAGUAAAACAACCUCAAAUGAUCUACAGACAUUGUGAAUGGGAUAUAGAGGGAUUGUUCUGAAACCAUCCAUUUUUCUCCAUCUUUAUGGGCUUAAAUAACAGGUUGUCAACAAAUGUAUAAUAUGUUGAAAAAUGGACCAGAUCACCAGAUAACGGUUAAUUUUAGCAUAUGUUGCUCUUUCUUCUUCUUCUGAAGUGCGGUUUUGUUCCUUUUGUAAAGCUGAAGUGCUGCCACUCUCAUCAGGUGGUAUUUAGGUUACCUAAGCAGAUGAGCUCAGCCCUGAUAGAUCGAUGCUUCUGUCUACCUCCGUUUGGCUUACUGUUCUCUGGUUCAUAAACAUCCAAUCUUGAGGUUGCAGUGACCUUCAGAUCUAUGGUUUACUGAAUGUUCAUAUUAAUAUUUCUCAACCUUGGGUUCUCAAGGGGUUUAACUUAAAAUGUGAUCUUACUGAUUAAUGGUUAUGUGAAAGUUAUGGACAUUUGGAGGGUCCAUUUAACCAAGAACAUUUGUCUAUGCAUCAUCUUUUGAUUUGUCAAAAGUGAUAAAUAUUUGUCAAGGAAAUAAAUUAAAAAUCUCAAGCA